Linepithema humile (Argentine ant) is the source of this 654-nucleotide messenger RNA. Lineage: Eukaryota; Metazoa; Arthropoda; Insecta; Hymenoptera; Formicidae. The record is from RefSeq and is a predicted model, not a curated record.
AUGAAAAUGGAAGCUAUUCUGAGCUUAAAAAAGCUGGAUAAAAUAAUAAAUAAAGAGAAGCUAGCAGAAAAUGCCGAACAGAAAACAAGGAUCGAAUGGGAAACGAAGAACAAAGAAGCAGUGGCAUAUAUACGCUUACAUUUAUUGGACGAACAAGCACUGCAGUUUGCAACCGAAAUUGAAGCGAGGUUACUGUGGCUCAAAAUUAAAAAUGCCUACGCAGGAGCGGCAGAGGACCAAAAGAUCGACGCGAGCAACGACUUGAAAUUUCUCCGUAUGGAAGACAAAAAAACAGUAAGCAACUAUAUUACACGUGCGCGCGGUCUAUUUACGAAAUGUGCAUCGUUGGGCUUGAAUAUAACGCCACGAGAAUUAGUAUAUUACACAGUACGUGGAAUAAACAAUCAUUACGAAGAUAUCCGCGAAAUACUGAAAACACAACGGGAAAAGUCCAUGGAGGAAGUUCACAAGAUACUCAAGGAACAUGAGAAAGAAUCCCAACGCCGAGGAAGCUAUCUUAGGGAAACGGAAGGGGCAUAUACUAUUCAAAAGAAGAAUGACAAGAGAUGCUAUAUCUGCGGUAAAAGCGGCCAUAUUGCAAAGAUAUGUUGGAACCGUAAACACUACAAGGAGAUCAUCACCGUAACACCGUAA